GCAUAAACCAAAGGUUCAUGCCAUGGACUCCUAAGGAAUCAGCCUCCUGGCAUGUGCACCGUAGUCCCAUGGGCACAUGUAGGGCCUGCGCCUCGGCUCCCUCACGGCCACCGCCUUGUCACAUGGCCAUGCAUACGCCUUUAGGGCACCAUCUCGGCCGAGGCUGGGCAAGAGAUCGCCGGAGGAAGGUGGAGAUGGGGAAGACUUUUGUGAGGAAAGAGGAAAAGUACCAUGGCCGACGGGACGAGAGAGACGAUAAGCCACGAGUCUAUCGCGGUGUAGACGGCUCCCGUUCACCAGAUCCGUAUUCGCAGGGGACCUACGGGGUGUAGGAGAGCUGUAUCCGUGUCUUUUCUACUUGACAGCUUCCUGUCCGGCGUGAUUAAAGGGACUAAUCACUGCUUUCCAGCGUCUCUUCGAUCCAGCCGCCGCCACCGCCGUUUCUUCUCUCCAGACUCACUUAUUCCUCUGUCUUCUCGUUCCCCAUCCCGCUCCAGCGCUCCUACUUCCGAAGCACACAUCAUGGCUAGGAAAUUAAUGGAUAUUUCCGUUGUAGCUGAUUUCUUUGACCCACUAUUAGUUUCUCCAUCUCACUUCCCCAUGGAUUUCCCUAUAAGUACUUCCAUCGAGCGAGCGGCAUCAGGCCACACUUCAUCGGCCCAGUCUCUUUGCAAAUUGCAAUUUUCUUGGGUCAACAGCUCCGCUCACAAAGUUCUUGCUGCUCAUUUGAGGAAUACAAGGACCAUAGCUAGAUGGCAAGAUCCAACAUGCUUGGGACUGGAUAGCUGGAUUUCUUCAAUACUCCGACAAAUUCAGGUGUUCCCGCUCCUUUCCUGUAAAAAUGUUGCCUAAAAAGCAUUUGUCUGGUUCUGAGAAAAGAAGAAAGAAAAAGGCAGAAAAAGAGUUCAUUGAUACUCAAAAGGGUGCUAUGCACAAAUUUCUUCCUAGGAAAGUCGUUGCUGAGAGUUCGAAUCAAUUAGAUCAACAACCCGUAGAAGCCUUAGAUUCUACAAAUGAUCACAAUCAGGGCAGAAAUUCGGGUGAGCAUGAAAAUGAUGCCAAUUCUGAAAACCCAAUUCCUAAUGAACAAGAAACUAGUCCUUUAGAUAUUUAUGACCCUCAGAACUGGGAGAAUCUUGACAAUAAGUCUAGAAACAUUUUAGUUGAGAAGGGGCCUAGAAGGGACUAUAAUCUUGUGUUUCAAUCGGAUAAUACUUCUAGUUCUAGACAUUUUUCAUAUGCGUACUACUCAAGAAAGUUAAGCAAUGGUGAGGUAAGUGAUAGAAAAUGGUUAGUGUACUCUAAACACGUGAACAAAGUUUACUGUUUUUGUUGCAAGCUUUUUAAAUCUCAAGCUAGUAAAAGUAUGUUGGCAUCUGAGGGACUAUGUGACUGGAAACAUCUAAGUGAGCGGCUUAAACAUCAUGAGAAUAGUAUCGAGCACCUCACUAAUAUGAACACGUGGAAUGAACUAAGAGUGAGACUACGUAACAAUCAAACUAUUGAUAAGGAUGUGCAGCUUGAAAUUGCAAAAGAAAAAGAGAGGUGGAGGCAAGUGUUAGUAAGAAUUAUUGCUGCCGUGAAAUUUCUUGCUAAACAUAAUCUGGCUUUUCGAGGAACAAAUGAGAAACUUUAUCAAGAUGAUAAUGGUAAUUUCUUGGGGGUAGUUGAAAUGAUUGCAGAAUUUGAUCCCAUAAUGCAAGACCAUAUUAGGCGCAUCCAAAAUAGUGAAAUUCAUCAUCAUUAUCUUGGACAUAAGAUCCAAAAUGAGUUAAUUGCUCUUCUUGCUGAUAGUGUUAAGAGUUCUAUCUUGAGAAUAAUUAAGGAUGCUAAAUAUUUCUCUGUAAUUCUGGACUGUACCCCGGAUGUAAGCCAUGAAGAACAAAUGACUUUAAUUGUGAGGUGUGUUAACAUGUCAAGUACCAUUACAAAAGUAGAGGAAUUUUUUCUAGAGUUCUUGAAGGUUAAUGAUACAUCUGGACUAGGACUUUUCAAGGAGCUAAUAGAUGCACUUAAAUCUCUUGAUUUGAAUCUUAAUGAUGUUAGAGGUCAAGGGUAUGAUAAUGGUUCUAACAUGAAGGGAAAAUACCAAGGGGUUAAAAGUCGAUUGCUUGAAAUAAAUCCAAGAGCAUUAUACAUGCCAUGCGCUUGUCAUAGUUUGAAUCUUACACUUUGUGAUAUGGCAAAAUCUUGCGGCAAAGCUAUUACAUUCUUUGGAGUUGUGCAGCGAAUUUAUGUUUUAUUUUCAAGUUCUACCAAGAGAUGGAAAUUAUUGCGUGAUAAUGUUUCAGACUUGACUGUGAAAUAUUUGUCUACUACGCGUUGGGAGAGUCGAAUAAAAAGUGUUAAAGCAAUUAGAUUCCAAGCUCCUCAGUUGCGUUCAACUUUAUUAGAAUUGGAAAGAACUUCUGAUGAUGACCCCAAAACUAAGAGUGAUGCAAAAUCUUUGGUUAGUGCACUUGGAAAUUUUGAAUUUUUACUUGGCAUGAAGUAUAGAAAUGAGGGCUUUACAUCUAGUAUGCAGAUUGCAAAAUCUAUUGCAUCUAAAAUGAACGUAGAACCUACAUUUCCUACAAAACGUCGUGUUACCAGGAAAAGACAUUUUGAUGAAUUGAAUGAAAAUGAUCAAAAUGAUGAAGAAGUGCAAGCAGUCGAGGAGUCAUUUAGAGUAAAUUAUUUUCUUGUCAUGAUAGAUGUGGCAAUUGGUUCACUGACCAAAAGAGUUGAUGAGCUAAAGUCAUUUGGAAGUAUGUUUGGUUUUCUGUUCAACUCGAAAGAAUUGAAGUCAUUAGAGGACGAUGCUCUAAGAAAAUGUUGCAGCAACUUUGCAAAUACUUUUACUCAUAACAACUCAUCAGAUGUUGAUUCGAAUGAUUUUUUUUCUGAAUUGAAAGUUCUACAAAUGAUUUUGCCAAAUAACCUCAUGUCAGCUGAUGAGAUUUUUGAGUUUGUUCGAGCUGCAGAUUGUUACCCAAAUGCUUCAAUUGCUUACCGAAUCCUCCUAACCAUACCUGUGACUGUAGCAUCGGCUGAGAGAAGCUUUUCCAAGUUAAAAUUACUGAAAAAUUAUUUGAGGUCAACUAUGUCCCAAGAAAGAUUGAAUGGUCUGGCCAUGUGUUGUAUUGAGAAAAGCAUGUUGGAUAAUAUCAAUCUUGAUACAGUAAGAGACUUGCUGGAAAGAAGACUGCUCCUCGUUUGGUCAUUGUUGAAGUACUUCUGCUGGGCUGAGGACACAAAGUAG
This is a messenger RNA of Triticum urartu, 3241 nucleotides long. The record is from RefSeq and is a predicted model, not a curated record. NCBI's taxonomy places the organism in Eukaryota, Viridiplantae, Streptophyta, Magnoliopsida, Poales, Poaceae.